UCUCUCUUUAGCUGUUCCAGAUUCAGGUGUGUCUCCAGCUGCUGUAGCAGGGAUUGUUGUUGGUGUUCUGCUGGUGGCUGCUGCAGCUGCUGGUGUGAUGUACUACCGUCGGCCCAGGACCUCUAAUCUACCAAACAAAACGUUGCGGGUGACUGUGGGAGGUCAUGUCACUCUAAACCCUGAUACUGAAAUACAGACAGGUGAUGAGAUACAGUGGCUGUUUGGAGAUAAAAACACUCUCAUAGCUGAAAUCAAAGGAGAGACCAGAGAGAUGACUACAUAUAGGGGUCCUGAUAUGAUAUUCAUGAACAAACUGAAGCUGGACAAGACGACUGGAUCACUGACCAUCAAGGUUAUCGCAAUUAAACACAAUGGACUCUACACUCUGAAGAUCAGAAGAGGCAGAAAAACCUUAUACAAAAGAUUCUCUGUUUCUGUCAGAGAGAGGAAGAUAGAAGUGAUGGAGGGAGAAUCUUUCACUCUAAAGCCUGCUACUGAAAUACAGACCGGUGAUGAGAUACAGUGGCUGUUUAGAGAUGAAGAUCUGGGGACUUAUAUGAUAGCUGAAAUCAAAGGAGAGACCAGAGAGAUCUUUACAUAUGAUGAUCCUGAUGAGAUAUUCAGAGACAGACUGAAGCUGGACAAGGAGACAGGCUCACUGACCAUCACAAAUGCACACGCUGGACUCUACAUUCUGAAGAUCAGAAGAGGCAGUAAAACUUUAGACAACAGAUUCUAUGUUUCUGUCAGAGCGAGGAAGAUAGAAGUGAUGAAGGGAGAAUCUGUCACUCUAAAGCCUAAUAAUGAAAUAAUGACAGAAGAUGAGAUACAGUGGCUGUUUGGAGAUGAAGAGCAGCAGACUCUCAUAGCUGAAUUAACUGGACAGAAUGGAGAGAUCUGUACAUAUGAUGUUGCUGAUGAGAUAUUCAAAAACAGACUGGAGCUGGACAAGACGACUGGAUCUCUGACCAUCAAGAACUCCAUGACUGAACACUCUGGACUCUAUAAACUAGAGAUCACAUCCAGCAGUGGGGUUUCAGACCAGACAUUCAUUGUCACUGUCAAAGGUAAUUCAGCUCAAACUGCUUAAUGUUCAGACCCCAUUCAGAGUU
Sinocyclocheilus grahami is the source of this 1112-nucleotide messenger RNA. RefSeq lists its product as uncharacterized. The record is from RefSeq and is a predicted model, not a curated record. The transcript is spliced from 5 exons. NCBI's taxonomy places the organism in Eukaryota, Metazoa, Chordata, Actinopteri, Cypriniformes, Cyprinidae. The coding region runs from base 98 to 1090 and encodes 330 amino acids.